Messenger RNA from Acyrthosiphon pisum (pea aphid), 954 nucleotides. RefSeq lists its product as uncharacterized. The transcript has 3 exons. The record is from RefSeq and is a predicted model, not a curated record. NCBI's taxonomy places the organism in Eukaryota, Metazoa, Arthropoda, Insecta, Hemiptera, Aphididae. The coding region runs from base 126 to 695 and encodes 189 amino acids.
CCAGUACCACCAACACGAUGAGUUUACUCGUAUUAGUCGUAUGCGUUUGUCCGUUCAAUUUCUUGUUUUAGUGUUUUAAUGUGAGGUAUAGGUACUGUACACAUUAUUCAUAUUUUAUUUAAACAAUGCCGAAAGAAAAAGAAACAGUUGCGGGCCGUUUGCAAAAUUUUGUGGAGGAAUUUACGUCAAAAUGUUCAAAUUCCAAUCUAAGAACACAUAUUAAACUUAUACAUCCCAACGACUUGGAUAAUUUUAAUAACAGUGCAAAGAAAAGGUCAAACAACAAUUUAAAUCAAUGCAGUAAACAAUAUAAGAUAGAAGAAGUUGGGAAAAUAUCUGUGAAAAAGUUAACUCAAGCUGAAUUUGAUGCUGCAAAUUUGCAGCUUAUAGUUAGUACGGUGUCUCCUUUUUCUUUUAUAGAGCACCCUGCAUUUUUAAGAUACUGUAAAAUUACUUGCAAUAAAGUUCCUGUUUCAAGAAGAACAUUAAUGCGCAAUGUUCAAUGCAUUUAUAAACAAAUGAUUUCACAAAUAAUAAAUGACUUGGAAAACAUAAAAUAUGUGUGCUUAACAGCUGGUUGUUGGAGUAUAUUUCACAGAUCAUAUAUAGGCUUUACUGUACAUUGGAUUGAUCCUCUAACGUUGCAUCGACAUUCUAAAGGUCAAAGGACUUGCUUGCAGAAGAAUGAUUGGUAGACCUACAUAUAAUAAUAUUGCAGAAGCUAUUGAUAAAAUUCUUAAUGAAUUUGAAAUUAAUAAAAAAACUACUCUUAUAGUUACAGACAAUGCUGCAAACUUUGUUAAAGCUUUUAGGUAUUAUUUAAUUAUUUAAAUUAUUUAGUAUUAAUUGUUAUAACUUAAUAGUUAGAUGAUGCUACACCCGCAUGUGUUGUCUUUGUCUUACUAACGUGAAACAUUGUAAAUUUAGAGACUGUAGAGUUGUUAGUUUUAAUAU